AUGUCCACUUUAGAAUUAUGUGAAAAGUUGUUUGGUACCAGAGAUAUUUAUAAAUUAUUUGAUAUACCGAAAACUGCCACGGAUAAUCAAAUUAAGAAAGCAUACUAUAAAUUGUCUCUGAAAGUACAUCCAGACCGAGUUGCAAACAAUGAAAAGGAAACUGCUACGGAGAAGUUUAAAUUGCUAUCAAAGCUAUAUCAAGUCCUUACCGAUAGUGGGAAACGGGCCUUAUAUGAUGAACGCAAUAUGAUUGACGAUGAUGAUGUGGAAAAUGAUGAACUUGUUGAUGAAAUGUCGCAGUGGUUUGUUGUUGAAGAGGGGCCGAGCGAUGAAUUAGUGUUCAGUAUGCAGGAAAAUAUAGAACCAAAAUGCACAUGGACACACAAUUCCACUAAAGAGUUGCUGUCACUGGUUUCAACAAACAUCAAAAUGGUUGGAAAAUGCCGACAGUUGAGGAGUAAAGCCAUGAUGUGGAAAUUUAUUUCCACAUCCAUGAGCGCAGUAGGCUACUUAUUUACUCCAAAUCAGGUGCAAUCAAAAUUCAGGGCUAUGGAGCGACAGUAUAAAAGGGUUAAGUUGAACAACAGCCAAACUGGAAGAAAUCGAAUGGUUUCCCCUUACCAAAGUGAACUGGAUGAAAUACUAUCCAGUAAUAGGAGUAUUAAUCCCGAGUUCACUCUGGAUGAGAGCGCGUCUUGUAGCACUAGCUUUGUUUCAGCCCGUACCACAGAUAAAGAGAAAAGACCCAGUCGUCGUACCGGUGGUGCAACAGCAAUAUUGGCCGGCAUGAGGGAAGACCGUCAACAACAUUAUAAAAAUGUUGAACGAAUAUUGCAGGAAAACAAUGAAAGACUGGUAAAUAUUGAAGAAAGAAAACUGGGGCUGCUGGAAGAAAUUGUAAAAAAUCUUUAUGAUAUGUUUAGUUAG
Teleopsis dalmanni is the source of this 927-nucleotide messenger RNA. Its product is annotated as dnaJ homolog subfamily C member 9-like. The transcript has 6 exons. Gene Ontology annotation, molecular function: heat shock protein binding. The coding region runs from base 1 to 927 and encodes 308 amino acids. The record is from RefSeq and is a predicted model, not a curated record. Gene Ontology annotation, cellular component: nucleus; cytoplasm. Lineage: Eukaryota; Metazoa; Arthropoda; Insecta; Diptera; Diopsidae.